GAUCGAAAUGUCUACGCGUAGUCAACGAGUGCCGAUCGCAUUAAUAAUUUUGAUAUUUUACAACUAUAUUUUUGGUUGUAGAACACAAAAUAUGAGGCAAUUUACUAACACAACUAACGUGACCGUGGAGAAGACAACAAAUGAUGGCAAAACUAUAUCAAUUACCAGUACCGUGGAAAAAUCUCACAUCGGCGAUACAAUUGGUGAAAAAAUUUUGCAAAAUAGAUUUAGAGAUACACUCAGAAAGCAUAAGGGUUCAAUUGAACCCGCUUUCAUUGGGAGUACUCAAACGGAGUUACGAAACUAUGAUGUGGAGGAAGUACAUACAGACACGGAUUCAUACAUACCAAUAAUUUUACCGAAAACAACUCACAGAACGUUUGAUACAGAAAAGACUAGAUGUGUAAGGGCGAUAAGUGACACAAUACAGACGCUGACGUUACCCGGUGGGCCAUCAUUUAAUGUACGGUGCAUAGUUGAUGAGAAUGGUAAAUGUCCGUGGGCAGUUAUUUUGGAGCGCAAGUCUCAAAGAGAUAAUUUCGAUUUUGGCUGGCUGAAUUAUCGUGCAGGUUUCGGUGAUCCAGCCACAGGGAAUGGCUACUUUGUAGGUCUCCAGAACUUGUACACACUUACACAAUAUCAAAUGCAAGAAUUAUAUAUUUCCAAGCGUUUCGAAGGCGAAGACUUAGUUAAGGAGAUCUAUGGGAAUUUUCGAAUUGGCGACGAGAGCGUCGAUUAUGCGGUGGUAAGCUUGAGCGUGAAUACCAACAAUACGAUGAUUAGACACCUGCAAAUCGCUUCGAAAUUCAUCACAAAAGAUCGACACUUUGACGAGCGUUUAGCUGUAUGCGCGAGGACUUUGGGCAUGGGUUGGUGGUAUUCGGAGAAAUGUUUGCAGUCUAUGAUGCUGCAUAGCGUACGGGCAUAUGUAAAAGCUCCAACUAUUAUUGCUGUGAGACCAAUUAAUUGCGAAUUUUUUUAGUGAAAGAAUGGUUGAAACAUAAAACAUGUUAAU
This is a messenger RNA of Bactrocera latifrons, 1015 nucleotides long. Its product is annotated as fibrinogen alpha chain-like. The transcript has 2 exons. The coding region runs from base 8 to 982 and encodes 324 amino acids. The record is from RefSeq and is a predicted model, not a curated record. NCBI's taxonomy places the organism in Eukaryota, Metazoa, Arthropoda, Insecta, Diptera, Tephritidae.